Oncorhynchus kisutch (coho salmon) is the source of this 2193-nucleotide messenger RNA. Its product is annotated as cyclin-G2. Bases 222 to 1235 code for a protein of 337 amino acids. Lineage: Eukaryota; Metazoa; Chordata; Actinopteri; Salmoniformes; Salmonidae. The record is from RefSeq and is a predicted model, not a curated record. The transcript is spliced from 8 exons.
AUGUUGUAGUCUCGCAGUUUGUUGAGACAACGACCGUUUGAUCCUUCCGCAUUUCAGAUGGAAAUUAUCAACACCAACAUCAGAUGACAAUUUAGGAACUAUCUUGUUAAUUUACGUUGUAGCUAACUAAUCGAUUACACUUUGUUGUAAACGAAAUGGAAAUUUGAAUACUGAGUUACUAUAUUUUCAUAAAAUCGUCUUGUUUCAAGCGUUUGGCAAAGAUGCGGGAUCUUCAAUACCUUGACAAUAAAACAUGUUGGCUUGUCAAAGAGCUGAAGUCAAACAUUUCUCAAGAAUCAUACUUUUUACCUAGGGAAACUGGCCUGAAUAUAAUGGAGUCUGCAGCAGAGAAUCACAAUGGAGUCUCUGCAAAAUGCAGAAAUGCCAAAGUUGAAGACUUGUGGAGCCUGACCAGUUUCUUUGGUUUCAGCACCCAGACAUUUGUUCUGGCUGUCAAUCUACUGGAUAGGUUCUUAGCCAUUAUGAAGGUCCAACCUAAGCAUCUGCCUUGCAUUGGAGUCUCCUGCCUCCAUAUUGCUGCCAAAAUGGUUGAGGAUGAGUGUAACAUCUCACCCACCCAUGAACUCAUCCGCAUCAGCCAAAGCAAGUUCACUGUUUCGGACCUCAGCCGAAUGGAGAAGAUAAUCUCUGGAAAACUCAACUUGGAGCUCAAAGCCGUCACAGCCUUAACCUUUUUACACUUAUACCAUGCUGUCAUCGUAUCACUUACAUCAGAAAGGGAGGAGAUCCCAAGCAUUGGGAGACUGGAAGCCCAGCUAAAGGCCUGCUUAUGUCAGCUUGUUUUCUCUAAAGCAAAACCAUCGGUGCUGGCACUGUCUGUCGUUUGUCAGGAGUUUGAAGCCCUCCAGUCUCUUGCCAUGUUGGAAAUUGUCCAAGAUGUCCAAAGGCACCUAAAGAUUGUUGACAGUGAGUUACUCUACUGGAGGGGACUCGUGGCCAAAUGCAUGACUGAGUACCGCUCAAGUGAAUGUAACAAACCAGACAACAAAAAACUGGUGUGGAUCGUGUCCAGACGAACUGCCCAAAAUUUGCACGCUAAUAACUUCAGUGUCCCUGAACUGCCGACCAUUCCAGAGGGGAGCUGGGGUGAAAGUGAGAGUGAGGAUUCCUGUGAGGACAUGAGCUGUGAAGAGGACAGCCCGUGCAGCUCUCCUGGCAGCGACGAAAAGGGAGCCUUCUUCCCCGUAGAGUUUCGCAACCAGGGCAGAAAAUGAUACUCCCUCUUUUUGAUGAGCUCAAACUUGUGAUUGAGAUUAUGUGUAACCGGGGUGCUAAAUGUAACUUUCCCUAAAUGUAAUGUUUCCCCUUCCUUGUAGUCAUGAUUCAGGACAAAAUGGUUUCUUUCACUUGGCAUACUGUAUGUGUGACAGACUGGUAUCAAACUCGGGUUGCCUGCGAGCCUGGUUAGCCCUCUCCACUAAAGCCUUGGUGUGGACAUAAGUCUUCCUGUCUAAAGCUAGGUUACUGAUCAUGGGAGUGUAGUCCAACAACCACCUCUGCUACAUACAUAUGUAUUCUGGAAAUACUGAACAACAGGCCCUAUCAAGUGCCUGUGUUAGUCCAUGUGCUGUUUUUAAACUUUUGUUAUUAUUUUAGAUCUGAGUGAGAUUUAAAUUGCAAUAUUUUGGCAGCUGACUGGCAAUAAGAUCUUUGAAAGCCUUUUUAAAGAUGUUGCUGGUGUCAAUCUAUGUCUAAAUUUGACACAUUCCAGGUGACAUUAAGCACAAUGGUGUAAUGAUUUUCUUCCUAGGAUGUCAAACCUGUGCACUGACUGUUUAAAUCAAUGGGAAAUACCCAACAUAUUGGUACAUUUGUGCAAAACUUUACCUGUUUUAUAGAAUAAUAUUCAUGUAAAAGUUUCCUAUACACCAUGUUAUUGUAAUGUGUUUAGUUUCCUAUACACCAUGUUAUUGUAAUGUGUUUGUAAGAUUAUAUGCAGGAUGAUACUGUAUUCUAUGAAUGGUGACUUGUAUGUAAAUGUGAUUGUGUUAGAGAAUGAUGGUGAUUGUUGUCUAUUGAGAUUCAGUACAUGUGCAAAAUAUUUAUAUUUAAACAAAUAACAAUGUACAUAAAAUGAUGCUUUGUGAAUAGGCCAUCUUAUGUUACUGUAUAUCAACAUAUUGUUAGAAAUGAACCAAGAACCCUAAAAAUAAAAGAGUAUUUUUAAACCUG